AUGCCUUUCUUUAUUCAGCAAAACGCUGUUGGCUACCGAAACAUUCCGGAGGCUUUGAAAAUCAUCUACUCACAACGAGGUCUUGCUGGUUUCACUUGUGGAAUGCAAGCGCGAGUCAUUUUCCAGGUGCCCGCGACCGCAUUAUCAUGGUCUGUGUACGAAUUAUUCAAAUACGUUCUUGGUUACUCUACGACGACAUCAACCUAA
Messenger RNA from Cooperia oncophora, 207 nucleotides. The record is from the annotation of a GenBank genome assembly. NCBI's taxonomy places the organism in Eukaryota, Metazoa, Nematoda, Chromadorea, Rhabditida, Trichostrongylidae.